AUGGAUAUCGCCUAUGAAAUUUUAGCAGGAGAAGCGUAUUCUCAUGACUCUGACUGCAUGGAUGAUGGAGGGCCAGCUUGUGCAAGCCAAAUGACGGUGGCUUAUCGCCUGCUAUGUACCUUGGUUUGUGUAUUGUUUAUUCAGGUCACUUUUGAGUACUUUGUCUUGAAAUACUUCACAGGGCCUUGGGUUUCCAAAAGUUUGACAAAAUCAGUCCCAAAGUCUCCUUAUCUCAUAGAAAAAAUCUUUGGGGUUAUACAAAUUGUUGAGCUUUUAUGUCAAAUUUACUCAAAAUCACAUGGGCAUCGGCUUAUAUUUUUGCUCAACCCAUGCCACGCAGUCACUUUAUUGCAAGCUUAUUGUCUUUUAUCUAACUCCCCCCUCCAUGAGUGAACAAAAAAAUUGUUCACUCAAGGAGGGGGGUUAUUUUUUUUUUAAAAAAAAUUUAUAAAUUUUAUAGAAAAUAUUUUUUUUUUCGAAAUUUAAAAAAAUCCUAAUUCGCAAAAAUUUGAAAGCAAAUAUAAAAUUUAUGUUUUUAAAAAGCAAUUUGUUUAAAAUUAAACAGAAUUAGGUCUAGAUUUCAUUAUAUUAAUUAUUACUUAUAUAUCAAAAUUUUUUCCAUAAUUUUUUUUUCUAUUAAAAAAUUUUUGUUCACCCACAGAGGUGGGUUUUUGGGCAAAAAAAUAGCGAUUUUUUCUAAUGGUUUUGUACCCUCACGGAGGGGGGAGUAAGUCAUCAGGAUUAAAUAAAAAAAUUUUUAUUAUCACAAUAGCAAACACAUGGUGCGCGUAAGUAAAAUGCAGAGAAAUCGCCUUAUUAUUCCCUACCCCAGGCAAUCUCCCACUAAAGUAUGAUUAUCUGUUAUUCCAUGCAGAGCAUUACUUAACUGGGAUAAUUGUUCCAUUUUUAUUAAUAUUAGCAGGAAGAUACACAGCUCGAUAUCAAUUUAACUGGAGAGCCAUAUACUUUGUAAGUGAUAAGAAGGGUUAUCAAUUCUUUACGCUCUAUCAAAGACUUGUUUUAUCAAAUAUAAGCAUGCUUACAUGGGCAAAUAUGAAUUUCACACUCUGUGCUGCCACAAGUAAAUUUUAGCUUACUCCCCCCCAUCCGUGAGCACAAAACCAUUAGAAAAAUCUCUAUUUUUGCCCAAAAACCCACCCACCGUGAGUGAACAAAAAUUUUUUUAAUAGAAAAAUUUUUUAUAGAAAAAAAAUUUUGAUAUAUAAGUGAUAAUUAUUAUAAUGAAAUCUCGAGCUAAUUCUGUUUAAUAUAAACAAAUGGCGUUUUAAAACAUAAAUUUUACAAAUUCAAUUAAUAUUUGCUUUCCUAUUUUUAUAGAAGUUAGAUUUUUUUUAAAUUUCGAAAAAAAAAAUUAAUCCUCCCUCUGUGAGUGAACAAAAUUUUUUUGUUUACUUAUGGAGGGGAGGAGUUAGCUGAUCCAUUUUAUCCAACCAUAGGAAAUAAUUACUAUUACUUGGCGGAGUUCUAUCUUUUUAUACUCUCUAUAACUUCAACAUAUUUAUGGCUAUCUCUUAGCUAUAUUUUGAGGCCUUCUUUAUUUAAAUUAAAGGCUAGUUAG
Messenger RNA from Blepharisma stoltei, 1579 nucleotides. The record is from the annotation of a GenBank genome assembly. Lineage: Eukaryota; Ciliophora; Heterotrichea; Heterotrichida; Blepharismidae.